CCCUCUGCCCCACCCAGAAGGCACUAUCCAGUCACUGACCAUAACCUUGUAGAGCACAGUAGGUCUUGAGUGCAGCCACUUGGACGGCUGAUUGGGAACUCAGCCUCCGAUGGUCCUAACAACCCUUUGGGUUUUGCAGGAUCUUUGGGAAGCAAAACCUUUUACCUAGGACUUAUGACUUAGCCUUCUGGUCCAUUAGUAUCAUCCAUCAGUUCACCCGAUUUCCAUUAAUAACCGCAUCUAGAACCACAAGAAACUUGAAAUGGGUUGAUCUGCUGUCUUGAGGCCCAGCUGGGAGGGUAUGCCAGCCAAAGAGAGGGCUGGGGCGCCCGGGGUGACGGUCGGGAGGUGAAGCACACAAGCAGCCCAUAAGGUUGGGAUCCUCCGCCUCCAAGUAGCGCGACUAGAGCUCUUCCACGCACCGAGCAGCCUCGGACAGCGCGGCCGCUUUAAGAGAGGGGCGGGGCCCGGGUACAGGCAAGUCAGGGCCAGCCCACAAGGCUCCUUUUCCUUUUUGAUCCAUUCAAAAAUUACUCAUUGCAAAUUCCCGGACUGCUAGGCGAGGAGAGGGAAGGGGGUGGAGGAGACAGGGCUACUGCAGGCGCAGCGCUGGGGGCAGCCGGGGGCCCGAGUGGCUAAGGCUGGUCCCGCAGCGGCCGCUCGCCGGCGUUCUGGCUCCUGUGGCCUCACCAGGAAGCGUCAGAGUCUCGACACUGGGGAAGCUCGGAGCGCCGCCUCCGCCGCCGCCGCCUCCUGCCUGGCUCUGGGUCCCCGAGCCCCCUCCUCUGGCCGAGCCCGACUCCCUCCUCCUUCCCGGACCAUCCGGCUCGGGCUCCUUCCCUGGCGAUGGCUGGCCGCUGAGCCAUGGCUCAGUACGGCCAUCCCAGUCCGCUCGGCAUGGCUGCGAGAGAGGAGCUGUACAGCAAAGUCACCCCCCGGAGGAACCGCCAGCAGCGCCCCGGCACCAUCAAGCAUGGAUCGGCGCUGGACGUGCUCCUCUCCAUGGGGUUCCCCAGAGCCCGCGCACAAAAAGCCUUGGCAUCCACGGGAGGAAGAAGUGUUCAGGCAGCAUGUGACUGGUUAUUCUCCCACGUCGGUGACCCCUUCCUGGAUGACCCCCUGCCCCGGGAGUACGUCCUCUACCUCCGUCCCACUGGCCCCUUAGCACAGAAGCUUUCCGACUUUUGGCAGCAGUCGAAGCAGAUCUGUGGGAAGAACAAGGCACACAACAUCUUUCCCCACAUCACACUCUGCCAGUUCUUCAUGUGCGAGGACAGCAAGGUGGAUGCCCUGGGGGAAGCCCUGCAGACCACGGUCAGUCGCUGGAAAUGCAAGUUCUCCGCCCCGCUGCCCCUGGAGCUCUAUACGUCCUCCAACUUCAUCGGCCUCUUCGUAAAGGAAGACAGUGCGGAGGUCCUCAAGAAGUUUGCUGCUGACUUUGCUGCAGAGGCUGCAUCCAAAACCGAAGUGCAUGUGGAACCUCAUAAGAAGCAGCUACAUGUGACCCUGGCUUACCACUUCCAAGCCAGCCACCUACCCACCCUAGAGAAACUGGCCCAGAACAUUGACGUCAAGCUAGGGUGUGACUGGGUGGCUACCAUAUUUUCUCGGGAUAUCCGAUUUGCUAACCAUGAGACAUUACAGGUCAUCUACCCCUAUACCCCACAAAAUGACGACGAGCUGGAGCUGGUCCCCGGGGACUUCAUCUUCAUGUCUCCAAUGGAGCAGACCAGCACCAGCGAGGGUUGGAUCUACGGCACGUCCUUAACCACCGGCUGCUCUGGGCUCCUGCCUGAGAAUUACAUUACCAAGGCUGAUGAAUGCAGCACCUGGAUAUUUCAUGGUUCUUAUUCAAUCUUAAAUACAUCAUCGUCCAACUCUCUCACAUUUGGGGAUGGAGUAUUGGAGAGGCGGCCGUAUGAGGACCAGGGGCUCGGGGAGACGACUCCUCUUACUAUCAUCUGCCAGCCCAUGCAGCCGCUGAGGGUCAACAGCCAGCCCGGCCCCCAGAAGCGAUGCCUCUUUGUGUGUCGGCAUGGUGAGAGGAUGGAUGUUGUGUUUGGGAAGUACUGGCUGUCCCAGUGCUUCGAUGCCAAAGGCCGCUACAUACGGAGCAACCUGAACAUGCCUCAUAGUUUACCUCAGCGGAGUGGUGGUUUCAGAGAUUACGAGAAAGAUGCUCCCAUCACUGUGUUUGGAUGCAUGCAAGCGAGACUAGUGGGCGAAGCCUUAUUAGAGAGCAAUACCAUUAUCGAUCAUGUCUAUUGCUCCCCGUCCCUUCGCUGCGUUCAGACUGCACACAAUAUCUUGAAAGGUUUACAACAAGAAAAUCACUUGAAGAUCCGUGUAGAGCCCGGCUUAUUUGAGUGGACAAAAUGGGUUGCCGGGAGCACGUUACCUGCAUGGAUACCUCCAUCGGAGUUAGCUGCAGCCAACCUGAGUGUUGAUACAACCUACAGACCUCACAUUCCAGUCAGCAAAUUAGUUGUUUCAGAAUCCUAUGAUACUUAUAUCAGUAGAAGUUUCCAAGUAACAAAAGAAAUAAUAAGUGAAUGUAAAAGUAAAGGAAAUAACAUCCUGAUUGUGGCCCACGCAUCUUCCCUUGAAGCUUGUACCUGCCAACUUCAGGGCCUGUCACCUCAGAACUCCAAGGACUUCGUACAAAUGGUCCGAAAGAUCCCAUAUCUGGGAUUUUGUUCCUGUGAAGAAUUAGGAGAAACUGGAAUAUGGCAGCUGACAGAUCCACCAAUCCUUCCUCUUACCCAUGGACCAACUGGGGGCUUCAACUGGAGAGAAACCUUGCUUCAAGAAUGAACCACACCAGUGAACAAGA
This is a messenger RNA of Mandrillus leucophaeus (drill), 2833 nucleotides long. RefSeq names its product ubiquitin associated and SH3 domain containing B (gene UBASH3B). Gene Ontology annotation, molecular function: protein tyrosine phosphatase activity; protein binding. Gene Ontology annotation, cellular component: cytoplasm. The coding region runs from base 865 to 2814 and encodes 649 amino acids. The transcript has 14 exons. Gene Ontology annotation, biological process: platelet aggregation; collagen-activated tyrosine kinase receptor signaling pathway; peptidyl-tyrosine dephosphorylation. NCBI's taxonomy places the organism in Eukaryota, Metazoa, Chordata, Mammalia, Primates, Cercopithecidae. The record is from RefSeq and is a predicted model, not a curated record.